Rubroshorea leprosula is the source of this 582-nucleotide messenger RNA. Lineage: Eukaryota; Viridiplantae; Streptophyta; Magnoliopsida; Malvales; Dipterocarpaceae. The record is from the annotation of a GenBank genome assembly.
AUAAAAAUAUGAAUUUUUCUCUUUUCUUUAACUAACAUAUAUUCUAUGUUGUUACAGAUGCUACAUGCAAAAAGAGGAUUUUGUGAAGAAAUUUGAAAAAAGAACAAGAAAAGGACUCAAUCGAAGGAAUUGAAAAGCUGAGGAUGAAAUCUACCAAGAUAAAGCCACAAAUCCAGUCCAAACCAAAGAAGUCAAUCUCGUACCGUACCGGUCGGUAUGGUCGGAACGUACCGGUUUUGACACUUGACCGAAACGAUCUGUUUCUGUUCUCCUUCUUCAUCAGGAACGACGAACGCCACACGCCGCACGUCGCGAACGUCUUCCUCAACCUGUCGCCGGUGGGUUGGAGAUUCAGUGAAUGCUUCGCUUCCGUGAUUACCGGCUAGAUCUGCUUCAUCUUCUCCCCAUUUUUGGUAGCUGCCGAACCUUUCUGCUUUGGUGAUUACCGGUGAUGAAGGUGGAGGCUGUGAUGAUGAUGAGAUGCUCAGCAAGGGGAUGGUGAAGAUCCGAGGUGAAAGAACAGAGGUGAUGGUGGCGAUGGUGGAUCUGCAGAAUGGAGAAAAAUCAAGUUUUUUUUUUUCU